AAUAAAAAUGGGGCGUGUGUUGUUGAUGUUAUUGCCUCUUACUCUAAGCCUCAUCCUACAACCAUAUGCAGCCGAUGCCCUCAACGUUCGAGGCCUUCCUAUACUCAGCAAAAAAAACCCUGGCAAAGGACCGAAUCCCCUAAUACAAAAGGCAUGUGCUACGGCACAAUUCAAACAAUCAUGCAUUCAGACCAUCACCGCACAACCAGGAAGUGCCACCGCAGAUUUAAAGACCCUGGCAUUCAUCUCUCUUAACACAACUAAGGCUCUAGGAUCCAGAAUUGCUGCUUGGGUUGGUGACAAGCUCGAGGACCAAGAGUCGAUGGGUCCUGGCAUCGAGCAGGCCUUGACGGAUUGCAACGAUCAGUACACUGAUGCAAUGGCCCAACUCGAGGACUCGUUGGUUGCCUUCUUCUCUAAUGCUUAUAAAGAUGUUAAGACUUGGAUGACAACUGCCAUGAACAAUGCAAAUACUUGCGAGAAAGGCCUUAAGAAGGGCAAUGCAAUAGGCGUAAUGGGUGACAAGAAUAAGGUGUUUGCGCAACAUUGUUCUAAUUCUUUGGCUAUUGUCAAUGUCUUGGCCCAAAAACAUUAAAAACAUGGAUUUUCUUUAUACGUGGGUGAUGUUUGCCUUUUCUUUUCCCUUGUAAUUUCGCCAGCUUUAGUUUUAUAAGUUUCUUAUUUUUGUAAUCUGGUUAAACUCAAUUCAUUCGUUGUAACCUCGUUGUCAAAUUAAACGGAAAUUGUUGAUUUUCAUGUUUUAUUGACAUAUA
Molecule: messenger RNA, 773 nt
Organism: Beta vulgaris subsp. vulgaris (sugar beet)
Lineage: Eukaryota; Viridiplantae; Streptophyta; Magnoliopsida; Caryophyllales; Amaranthaceae
Product: probable pectinesterase/pectinesterase inhibitor 61
Exons: 1
Coding region: 8-595 (195 amino acids)
Biological process (GO): negative regulation of catalytic activity
Molecular function (GO): enzyme inhibitor activity
Source: RefSeq, a predicted model, not a curated record